UAAAUUCCACCAUAUUUCGUGUAGGAGGAAGAAGUAGCCCGUCAAGUAAAGCUACGACGCGUGAGGGAUGAAAUAGAAGGACUGCGCGAGUUAGUCAACUCUCUAAUUAGAGAACCUGGUCCUCGCCGGACACAGAGGAGGAGGAAUACUCAAAACAGUGCGCCUAGUGGCCAAACAAGCGGACAUCAACCAAUGCCCAUAGACAUGGUUCAUCCCGGCAACGGUUUGACACUGAACCAGGGCACAGGUUUGGAGGGAGAGACGAAUGCUACACAUGGUUUAUCGCCAGAUUUCCGAUAUAUUAUUGGGGGGUUGAAGCAAAAAUGCCCUCAAAAUAAGAGGCUCGGAUUGGGCGAUUUGUUAUCAGGUGUGGGCGGCCACAGAGGCCCGUGUGCAGCAAAUAGGUACGUACGAGCUCCAGUGAGAGAUACAGCUAAGUUUAGCAGGUGGGUGAAAGAGCAAAACAGCGAUGCAGAACUUGACAGAAACUGGGUAGUUUUGUCGGCUCAGCCAGUUAUUGAGAUAAGUGGCUACACCAUCAAGAGUUCACUGACUAGGGGUAAAUCAUUCGAUAUGAUGUUAUGUGGGGGAAUUAUUAGAGCUCUGAGACAAAUGGAGGUUGAUCGCCUAGUUGUUCCUCUAGGAUCUACAGCACGGCACUACACACCUGUAGAAUGGGCGAGUAUCGCUAUGUACGGGGCAACCACUGAGUUAGUUGUUGAUGCAUUCGACCCUCCCCCUUCACAGAUCAGGCUUGACGAUCGCACAUUGGUAACCCUCUGUAUUUUUUAUAAAUUCACAUCACUAGUCACAUUUCCAAGCUUGUGCCAAUAA
Messenger RNA from Lolium perenne, 834 nucleotides. RefSeq lists its product as uncharacterized. The record is from RefSeq and is a predicted model, not a curated record. NCBI's taxonomy places the organism in Eukaryota, Viridiplantae, Streptophyta, Magnoliopsida, Poales, Poaceae.